Molecule: messenger RNA, 495 nt
Organism: Anthostomella pinea
Lineage: Eukaryota; Fungi; Ascomycota; Sordariomycetes; Xylariales; Xylariaceae
Source: the annotation of a GenBank genome assembly
AUGUCUUUCAAGCAGUUCGCCCUCGCCGCUCUCCUCGCUGCCACCACUCUCGGAGCGCCUUCAGCCCCAAACAAGCUUGACGUGUCUCUGCCAAAGCGCGACGACGCCUCCAGUGAUUACGUUCAUGGAUGGUGCGGCCUCCACUUCCACCGAGACGCGUCCAACAAGGGAGCUACUGGCAAAGCUAUCACGGACAAAUUCGAGAUCAAGGUCUACGAGGGAGGGGACGCCUCCUACAAGAAGGAGAUUGGCUCUUUCCCACAGACCGACCUGAACGGAAACUUCUCGGACCAAACAGUGACCGGCGUCUUUACCUUUCCGUUCACUUUCCACAACAGCGGGAAGUGGAUGAUCAAUUUCAACGUCAACAACCAGAAAUUCUUGGCCGACGCAGGAAAGCAAAACGCUAACUGCAAGUCCGGCAAAGUCGAGAGCCCUGACAUUGGCGACGGUUGGCGCUACCAGGAGGACGGGGACUGCGGUUUCACUUGCUAG